Molecule: messenger RNA, 2275 nt
Organism: Eptesicus fuscus (big brown bat)
Lineage: Eukaryota; Metazoa; Chordata; Mammalia; Chiroptera; Vespertilionidae
Gene: PAK5
Product: p21 (RAC1) activated kinase 5
Exons: 9
Coding region: 69-2228 (719 amino acids)
Biological process (GO): protein phosphorylation; apoptotic process; regulation of MAPK cascade
Cellular component (GO): cytoplasm
Molecular function (GO): ATP binding; protein serine/threonine kinase activity
Source: RefSeq, a predicted model, not a curated record
CAGAAAUAAUAGCCACACUCCUCUGGAGUCUGAUUCAUCCACAGCCAUCAUAAAAAGGUCUUUGCAUCAUGUUUGGAAAGAAAAAGAAAAAGAUUGAAAUAUCUGGUCCAUCCAACUUUGAACACAGGGUUCACACUGGGUUUGAUCCACAGGAACAGAAAUUCACCGGCCUGCCGCAGCAGUGGCAUAGUCUGCUGGCAGACACGGCCAACAGGCCGAAGCCCAUGGUGGACCCUUCAUGCAUCACACCCAUCCAGCUGGCUCCCAUGAAGACAAUCGUUCGAGGAAACAAACCCUGCCAGGAAUCCUCCAUCAACGGCCUCCUGGAGGAUUUCGACAACAUCUCGGUGACCCGUUCCAACUCCCUAAGGAAAGAGAGCCCGCCCACCCCGGACCAGGGCGCCUCGGGCCACGGCCCCGGCCACCGGGAGGAGAACGGCUUCAUCACCUUCUCUCAGUAUUCCAGCGAAUCCGACACCACCGCCGACUACACCGCCGACAAGUACCGAGACAGGAGUCUCUACGGAGACGAUCUGGAUCCGUUUUAUAAAGGCAGCCAUGCGGCCAAGCAGAAUGGGCACGUGAUGAAAAUGAAACAUGGGGACGCCUACUAUUCGGACAUGAAGCCUUUGAAAUCCGACCUGGCCAGAUUCCCCAUCGAUUAUCACACACACCUGGACUCGCUGAGCAAACCCGGUGAGUACAGUGACCUCAAGUGGGAGUACCAGAGAGCCUCGAGCAGCUCGCCUCUGGAUUACCCGUUCCAAUUCACGCCUUCCAGAACUGCAGGGACCGGCGGCUGCUCCAAGGAGAGCCUGGCCUACAGCGAGAGCGAAUGGGGGCCCAGCCUGGAUGACUACGACAGGAGGCCGAAGUCAUCGUACCUGAAUCAGACCAGCCCGCAGCCCGCCAUGCGGCAGAGGUCCAGGUCGGGCUCCGGGCUCCAGGAACCGAUGAUGCCCUUCGGAGCAAGUGCAUUUAAAACCCACCCCCAGGGACACUCGUACAACUCCUACACCUACCCUCGCCUGUCCGAGCCCACAAUGUGCAUUGCAAAGGUGGAUUACGAUCGAGCACAGAUGGUUCUCAGCCCUCCACUGUCAGGGUCCGACACCUACCCCAGGGGCCCCGCCAAACUACCUCAAAGUCAAAGCAAAGCGGGCUAUUCCUCAAGCAGCCACCAGUACCCAUCUGGGUACCACAAAGCCACCCUGUACCACCACCCCUCCCUACAGACCAGCUCACAGUACAUCUCCACCGCUUCUUACCUGAGCUCUCUCAGCAUCUCAUCCAGCACCUACCCCCCACCCAGCUGGGGCUCCUCCUCAGACCAGCAGCCCUCUAGGGUGUCCCACGAACAGUUUCGGGCUGCUCUGCAGCUGGUGGUCAGCCCAGGAGACCCCAGGGAGUACUUGGACAACUUUAUCAAAAUCGGGGAAGGGUCGACCGGCAUCGUGUGCAUCGCCACCGAGAAACACACAGGGAAACAAGUUGCAGUGAAGAAAAUGGACCUUCGAAAGCAGCAGAGACGAGAGCUGCUUUUUAAUGAGGUUGUGAUAAUGCGGGAUUACCACCAUGACAAUGUGGUUGACAUGUACAACAGCUAUCUUGUCAGUGACGAGCUCUGGGUGGUCAUGGAAUUUCUAGAAGGUGGUGCCUUGACAGACAUCGUCACUCAUACCAGAAUGAAUGAAGAACAGAUAGCUACUGUGUGUCUGUCGGUUCUGAGAGCUCUUUCCUACCUUCACAACCAAGGAGUGAUUCACAGGGACAUAAAGAGUGACUCCAUCCUCCUGACAAGCGAUGGACGGAUAAAGUUAUCGGACUUUGGUUUCUGUGCUCAAGUUUCCAAAGAGGUACCGAAGAGAAAAUCAUUGGUUGGCACUCCCUACUGGAUGGCACCUGAAGUGAUUUCUAGGCUACCUUAUGGGACGGAGGUGGACAUCUGGUCUCUGGGGAUCAUGGUGAUAGAAAUGAUUGAUGGCGAGCCCCCCUACUUCAACGAGCCUCCCCUGCAGGCAAUGCGGAGGAUCCGGGACAGUUUACCUCCUCGAGUGAAGGACCUACACAAGGUUUCUUCCAUGCUCCGGGGAUUCCUGGACCUGAUGCUGGUGAGGGAGCCCUCUCAGAGAGCCACAGCCCAGGAACUCCUUGGACAUCCGUUCUUGAAACUGGCAGGUCCACCUUCUUGCAUCGUUCCCCUCAUGAGACAGUACAGGCAUCACUGAGCAGAGGAUCCAUACAGGUGACAAAGCCAGAGGAGGACACGAGAAUA